Messenger RNA from Phoenix dactylifera (date palm), 2785 nucleotides. Its product is annotated as cyclin-dependent kinase F-4-like. Gene Ontology annotation, biological process: protein phosphorylation. Gene Ontology annotation, molecular function: protein kinase activity; ATP binding. The record is from RefSeq and is a predicted model, not a curated record. Lineage: Eukaryota; Viridiplantae; Streptophyta; Magnoliopsida; Arecales; Arecaceae.
GAACAGAGGAGCCUAGGGUAUAACCAGGCUGCUUCGCGUCUGAUUUCUAUAUAUCGCGGUUACGGUUGGAUCGCGGCCUUUGCCUGCGGAGGGAGGCGAGGGAGGUUAUGCCGGAGAGCGAACAGUGUGUUAUUGCAGGCUUAAUAUAUUUACUAGAGAUAUGGAACGUGCACAUUGUUGGUCAAGUUGCUAUCAGUGCAAAGUCUCGUUAUUCCAAGAAUUUCUUGGCUGGCGGUUUCUUGCUUUUGGAGACUUUCUGAUCAUCUCUUUUGUUAACUAUACUUAGUGGCCAGCUGCUUUUCUAUGUCCAACAAGAGCAGCCUGAUGCAACUUUUUUCUGAAGUUGGUGUUGGGUCUAUGUCACACUUCUACAACGCAUUCCCAACACAGCUUCUGCUUGGUGUAAAUCUGAGGUCUCAGGUGCAUGAUAUUGAAGAAGUAAUCUCUGGGGUAUGACUUAGGGUUAAAUCUUCGAGCUUCAGCCACUGUCAUCUCAUUUUUCCUCCUUUUGGUCCUAUAGCUAGUAGGCAUUUUGUUUGCUCCAAUUCCAUUCAGAUCCAGAUGCAUGUUUGGUGUGUUAUUUGAUAUCAAUUUCUUCAACUAUGGCAUGCACUUGACUAGUUAACAAGAUUUUUAAAAAAGUGUAAACAAGUUAUAUGGAGAGUGCGAAGCUUCCUCGAAACUUGUUCCGUUAGGCUGUUCGAGGCUAUUGGGAGUAAUUUUCUCCAGCUAGGUUGAGCUGCAAUAUCUUGACUGCUGCUUUUUGUGAAGUGGAACGUGGUCCUGGAGCUUUAUUUCACAUGUUAAUGGAAACAGAGGCUUUGAACAUGACAAUCAGAAAGACAUCCUGGUGACAUGUAUUGCAAGUUAAAAUUGAUGGUGGAUUUUUCUUGAAGUUUGUCCAAGUUUUAUACAAACACAGACAUUUCCUCGAUCAAGUAUAAACUCUUGUGAGAUUUAAUAGUUUUUCUUAUAAAUAGCUGUUGGUUCACUUGAAUAAGAACCAAAGGGGGUAUACUUGGCUUCAGCUGCUGAAUAUGAUGGAACGGUACAAGUUAAUUAAGGAAGUCGGUGAUGGAACAUUUGGGAGUGUUUGGCGAGCUAUAAAUAAACAGACCGGGGAAGUUGUUGCAAUUAAGAAAAUGAAGAGGAAAUAUUAUUCUUGGGAGGAGUGCAUGAAUCUUCGGGAGGUGAAGUCCCUUCGGCGGAUGAACCAUCCUAACAUUGUGAAGCUAAAGGAAGUCAUAAGAGAAAAUGAUAUUCUAUACUUCGUGUUUGAAUAUAUGGAAUGCAAUCUCUACCAGCUUAUGAAAGAUAGGGGAGAGGUUUUUUCGGAGGCUGAAAUUCGGAAUUGGUGCUUUCAAAUAUUUCAAGCCCUUGCUUAUAUGCACCAGCGUGGCUAUUUUCACCGUGACCUUAAGCCUGAAAACUUGUUAGUAACAAAGGACAUCAUAAAAAUAGCUGAUUUUGGCCUUGCUCGGGAAGUAUGUUCACAGCCACCAUAUACAGAAUAUGUCUCUACUCGCUGGUAUCGAGCACCUGAAGUAUUGCUCCAGUCAUCAGUAUAUGAUUCUGCAGUUGAUAUUUGGGCAAUGGGUGCUAUUAUGGCUGAGCUGUUUACACUUCGUCCUCUUUUCCCUGGCUUAAGUGAACCCGAUGAAAUAUAUAGAAUUUGCAAGGUUAUUGGUAGCCCGAGUGAAAAUACUUGGGCUGAAGGAUUGCAACUUGCAGGCACCAUCAAGUAUCAGUUUCCACAGUUUUCCGGUGUCGAUCUUUCAGUGCUUAUUCCAUCAGCUAGCAAGGAAGCAAUUGACCUUAUCUCGUCACUUUGUUCCUGGGAUCCCCGCAAAAGGCCUAAAGCUGCAGAGGCCCUUCAACAUUCUUUCUUCCAGUCCUGUGUUUACGUCGCACCAUCUCUUCGUCCAAAAGUGGCAGCAAAACCGAAUACACCUCCAUCUGUUGGGGUGAGAGGAGCUUCCGAGCAGAAGGGUGCUAGAAGAUAUUCAACAGGAACUCUAUCCACAACAAAAGCUGCUAAUAAUGUCUUAUCAGUGAAGUCAAAUGCUUCUCUGAGGACAGUUGCUGCAGGUGCACAAAGAAAGCUGGAGAUGGCUCAUCAGGCGCCUGAGAAAACUGAAAAAUCCAUGAAGAACAGCUUCAAACAAUCUCCAUAUAGGCCACCAGCAAGAAACAACCCAGGAGCCUUUGGAAGAAGCUCUCGCAGGAUGGCCGACAUACCCGAAAAGACUUCCAAUCGAGCUGCGACCUCUGCUAAGGUUUCAAAUGUGGCCGAGAAGCUGGGGAAGAUGUCACUGAACUCUGGUCCGCAGCAUGCCGGGAAGCAACCGCCCCCUUGGAUGAAGGCAGGGGGUUGGCACAGCCAGACUGACCUCCUCGCUCGGUCGCAUGAACUGCCUCCUAGAAGAUUUACUCGCAAGGUUGUGGGAUGAAAGUUAGGGGGUUGUUCCUAGCAGCAUGGGUCUAUCUCUAAUGGUCGCUGCGUGCUGCCUGGUAUUUUCCGAGUGCUGGUUUGGACCAUCGAACUGCCGUGUCUAUAAAGCGUUUGCCGUACUGUUUAACAUUUCUACUAUGAUUUCGGCAUUUGAAUCGCCAUUGGGGGUGUUCUGAAUACCUCUGCUCGCACCAACUCUGGUUGGAUUUCAAUAAUUUAUGCUGCACCCUUUGCUCUUAACUGAUCUAGCCUAACCAAUUAUGUUGCAGAGGACUCUUGUUAUGCAUCUUGUUACAGUUUGGAUUUAUCAUUUUUAAAUUUUCUGUCUGAUAA